Messenger RNA from Talpa occidentalis (Iberian mole), 4752 nucleotides. RefSeq names its product mastermind like transcriptional coactivator 2 (gene MAML2). Gene Ontology annotation, cellular component: nucleoplasm. The coding region runs from base 1 to 3084 and encodes 1027 amino acids. Gene Ontology annotation, molecular function: transcription coactivator activity. Gene Ontology annotation, biological process: positive regulation of transcription of Notch receptor target. The record is from RefSeq and is a predicted model, not a curated record. Lineage: Eukaryota; Metazoa; Chordata; Mammalia; Eulipotyphla; Talpidae. The transcript has 6 exons.
AUGUCGGGAAACACCGUCUGCACGUGCUGGCGGCCCCGGCUGCCCGAGGUGGGGGCGCUUGCUCUCACCCCUCGACUCCAGCGCGCCGGUGGUGUUUGCAGGACUAAGAAGCAAGUGUUUCCCGAUCUGCCCUGCCUAUACAUUUAUGUGAAACAGAACGGAGUCUGGACCCGGCGUGGAAAUGAUUUCGGCGUGUGCGCGGGGCCCGGGGCUGCGGGGCCUCCCUCCGUCCGCGGGGAGCCGGUGCUGUCCGCCCGGGCCGGCGUCGCGGGGGAGAUGACAGCGUCAUGGGACGGGGCGCGGCGGGAGUGCUUGGAUGACAGAGAACAAAACAGAAUCCAGUGUGCAGUCAGCGCAAAGCUGGUGCCAGAGCUCAGAAGCCCGGGGCUGCCUCGACCCCAGGCGUUUGCGUCACCAAGCUGCACGCUCCAGGGCUCCCUGAAGAGGAAGCAGGUGGUCAGCUUGUCCCCCACCAACACCAAGAGGCCCAACGGCUUUGUGGACGGCGCGUUCCUGGACAUCAAGCGAAUUCGCAUCGGGGAGGCCCUUGGCGCGGGCCCCGGGGCGCUGGCAGUGAGUAACGGGCAGAGCCAGGUCCCGGCGGGGGCCGCACCCCUGAGCCAGGGGCCCCUGAGGAAACCCGGCGCCCCGGCCCCCCUCCCGCUCCCUCCCGGCGACGGCGGGUUCGGUGCCGCCUUGAAGGAGGUGAAGAAGGAGCCAGGGGAGGUGCUGUCCUGCAGCAAGCAUGCGGACGGCCCGGCCGCCCAGGACAGCCUCUUCUCCCCCCGCUUCGGGGAGGACCCCGCGGAGCCGCUGAUGGACCCCGAGCUGCAGGAGCUGUUCAACGAGCUGACCAGCAUCAGCGUGCCGCCCAUGAGUGACCAGGAGCUGGAGAACAUGAUCAACGCCACCAUCAAGCAGGACGACCCCUUCCAGCUGGAGCCCGGCCAGCCCAGCCAGAGGGGCACGCCCAGGCCCGCGCUGCCUCUGGACACGGCGGCCGUCAAAAGCGAGUUCUCACCCGGCCUGGCCCAGGGCCCCGUGGGCUCGCCUCAGCUGAGGCCCCCGUCCGCCGGCCCCGCCUUCUCCAUGGCCAGCUCCGCCCUGUCCACGUCCUCCCCCAUCCCGGUGGCCCCUCAGGGCCAGGCCACACUGCAGACCGCCGCGGGGACCGGCCGGGGCUGGCAGGAGGCGUCCCACGCCCAGCAGCUCAAGCAGAUCGCCGCCCAGCGGCAGCAGCACACCCGGCUCCUGCAGCAGCACCAGGCUGCCAGCUGGCCGGCCCUGCCCGCGUCCACUGGACCCUCCCCGGGCCCCUUCGGGCAGGAGAAGAUCCCCAGCCCUUCUUUCGGCCCGCAGGGCUCCCCCCGGCCUGGGGCGGCUGGCAGUGGUGGCCAGGCCAAAGUCAUGGCCAGCUACGUGUACAAGGCCAGCCCCUCGGCCCAGGCCGGGCACCUGGACGCGCUGAUGCCGCAGAAGGCCCAGGACCUCAGUCGCGGCUUCCUCGGCAGCCCGCACGCGGCCCCGGAGCCCCGGCUCGGCAGCACCAAGCCCCUGUUCCACUUCGGGUCCGACCCAGCGAGCCAGCAGGCGCCUCCUGUGCUGGCCCCCCAGGGCAAGUCUGCCCUCCUGCACUACGGCCCGCAGCCACCGCCAGCGGCCCAGGCCGCCCCGCCGCUGCCCAGCCAGCCCCUGCUGCGGUCGCCCCUGCCACUCCAGCAGAAGGUCCUGCUCCAGAAGAUGCAGACCCCGCCCGUCACGGGGCUGGGCUAUCAAGUGGCCCCGCAGCACCGGCAGGACCAGCGCCCCGCGGUGGGCCAGAGCCCCGGCCCCGGCCCCGGCACCUGCGCGAACCCGACCUCCGGGAGCGGCUACGCAGCCCCGCAGCCCGCGCUGGCCCAGCCCACAGCCGGGAAGAAGCCGGCACUGGCGCGGCAGGCGCUGGAGCAGCAGCUGCUCCUGCAGCAGCAGGAAAAAAUGGCUGCACAAGAUCAGAUAAACAGACACCUGACGAGGCCGCCCCCCGAUUAUAAAGACCAAAGGAGAGUCGUGGGCACCGUGCAGCCCAGCGCCCAGUAUUCUGGAGGCUCAUCCACGGUGACUUUAAAGUCCAGCCAGACGUUGGCAAACCCGGUUUCAACACACACCAUUUUGACGCCCAACCCCAGCCUCCUGUCGACCGCGCACGGAAGCAGGGUGUCCGCAGCCGCGCCGCAUGGGGGCCUGUUCGGCGGCCUGCCCUGCAGCCAGCCGGGCGCCUACAGCGUGCCCGCGGGGAUGGCACCGCCGCCCCAGCCAGGGAGCCCCGGCCGGCCCCUGGCAGGCCAGAGCAGCCCCCUGAUGCCGCGGGCGCCCGCCCUGGGGCCCGGCGCUAACACCGGCGCAGCCACCUUCGCGGCUGGCGCUGCCCCGCCGCUGAGACCCACCCUGGCCCACGGCAUGGCGAGCCUGCCGGCCCAGCGGACGCCCGCGGUCAUGAUCACGCCCAGCACGAGCGCACCCAGCUGGGCCUCCCAAGAAGCCGCAGCCAAGCAGCAGGACGCGCUGAAGCCCCCCGGAGCCGGCCGCUUCCCCGCCGGCGCCCCUGCGGCCUACGCCCCGCACCAGCCCUUGCAGCAGCCGCCGGCGGCCAGCCCGCAGUUCCCCCAGCGGCCGGCGGCCCCGCCCAACCCCGUGGCCCCCGCCCUGCAGCUGAGGCCCGGGGGCCAGAUGAGCCAGACUUUGAACGGGCAGGCGCUGGGUCCACUCAGAAGCCUGGGCCUCAGGCCCGGCCAGCUGGGCACGCAGCUGCUGUCCAGUGUCAGCCAGCCGGGGACCGGGCUGAGCCAGGCCAGGACAGGCGCCAGCCAGCCGGCCCUGGCCCCCAGCGGCUUUCCGUCCCCCGGCCACAGCUCCAGGGCUCCUCUCGGGGCCGAGCCGGGCGGUGACUUAGCCUUCGACUUUCUCAGCCACCAGGCGGACCCCAUGGGCCCCACCCUGAACAGCGACGCGGACUUCAUCGACUCCCUGCUGAAGACGGAGCCCGGGGGCGACGACUGGAUGAAGGACAUCAAUUUUGAUGAGAUCUUGGGGAGCGGCUCCUGAGGGGGCGCAGAGGCCCCCCCAGCCUGCGGGCAGCGUUUCUCCAGACCUGAGCCCCGGGUCGCUGGCCCCAGCCUCGGACGCCCUGGAGAUGCCGUGGCUUGGAGCUGGAAAGACACCAGAGAGGCCAACGUUCUCCUCCAAAGGCUGGUUUUCGGUCCUCUGCCUGCGAGCAAAGCACCGCUCAGCUCCUGGACAGUGUUUCCGGCCCGUGCAGACAGCCGGUGGGCUGGGGACGAGGGGCCCGGGGGGCCACCGAGUAGGACGGCCGCCCAGCGCGCCUCCCCCAAGGAGAGGGCAGGACGGUGCGUGGAGCCGCGGAGCAGCCCCUGCCCCAGCCCGCAGCGGUCCUGCCCCCUCUCGUGGCCCCACCCUCGUGCCCCCUACUUUCCCAGGCGCCCAGGCCGCGGGAGGGUGCAGGUGGGAGUCAGGGACGAGCCCCGGGGACCCACAGGCCGCCUGGGCCAGGCAGUCCAGGCCCGGAGCCCCUCCCCUGCUGUGGCCCUAUGGAGCGGCCGGGUCCUGCGCCCCAGCAAGAAUGUGGACGUGCCCCAGAUUAUUUGGGCUCCCACGUCCAAUUCCUGAGUCUGGUUCCAAGUCUCAGGCACACCUGAGGCCUGGCCAGGCGGCGCGAGCCAUUGUCCGUGCGCUGUGGGCAGCUGGUCUCGCGGGUAGGAGCACCCGCCACCCUCCCUGGGCUUGGCUCCGAAGAGACCUUCUGGGCACGGGUCACCGGGGUCCUGCUGAUGGGUGAUGCCAGCUCCUUCCCAGGCGGGGUGCUGGGCCCGGCCCCCCUGUAUAGCGUGCUCCCCAAGGCCGAGCUUGUAGGAAAACGCAGUCGGGGCCAGGGUGGAGGUGAGCAGGCGUCUUGCUUUGUUUGCAGGUAGAAGCAAAGGUCAGGACGGGGUGGGGGGUGGGCUCCCUCACAGACUCCCGGGGCAGUUAAAGGAAGGCGGCACUGAGGGGGCAGCCUGCCCUUGCUGACACUUUCUGGUUACACAGCUGGCAGGAGGUGCUGCUCAGCAGCGGCCUGUCCCUCCUGUUCCCGAGGGGAACACCCUGGCCUCGGGCUGGCGGCCCCUGCCGAGCCAGCCACCCCCCAGGGCUCAGCACUUACUGCAGGGCCUUUGGCAAGUCAUGACCCCAGCGCCCACCUGCAGACCAGCGUCCUCCAGGCGGACGUGCUGCUGGGGCCCUGCAAAUCCCUCUCACCUUCCUAACCACAGAGGAGGACCAGCACCUUCAUACUCGGCCACCAAGCGUGGGGACCUGAGGUUGGGGGAUAAGGAAGCCUUUCACGCUCCCAUCAAAAAUUAACACAUUUUUAUAAGUCCCUGCAAAGCCCUUUCCGAACCUUCCAGUCGUCCGGAAGCGCGCCCUUCGCACAGGGCCCCGCCGCCAGCCCCGGGCCUCUCCUGUGCUAGGCUGUACAUGUGGAUAAAUGACUCGUUUUGUAAACUUCUGUAAAGAAUAUUUUGGUAGAAAUACUGAAAACAUAUUCUUUGGGUUAUAUUUAUACCUAUGUGAAAUAAAUAUACUAUCAAAAGGUUAUAUUUUAUACAAAAAGUAAAUUGUUACCUUUUGUAUGCUGAUACACAAAGUUUUGUAUAAUAGGAUGGUUUCUUUUUAGCUCUACACUUAAGACCCCAGGUAGCCAAGGGGGAGCUCUGG